AUGAUCUCACGUGUUGCUGCAGUCAUGGCACCCAACAAACACAACCGUCGCCGCAUGACCGGAUCCAGCGGAAGGAGGAGGGAAGGAGGAGAGAGUGAGCCGCAGAGACCCAACAUGUCCCGGCAUGUGUUUACUUCCGCGGUGCUGCUCCUCGUCGUGAUGAUGUGCUGCGGCACCUGUGGAGCCGCGGCCGCUGGAGGGAAUAAUGGGAAGAGUGAUUUAAUAAAUAUUCAUAAGCUGCAGGGAGUCGAUCUAUUUGUGCCGCAGACGAUGCUGGUGCGGCCGAAAGGGGGGACUUCUCCAGAAAUGAAGUUGGAUUCCUUUGUUACACCCUCUCUCGUCAGUGCUGGUGGAGUAAUUGCGGCUUUUGCCGAAGGUCACGAAAACGUCCGAAAAGACAAUGACCAAUCAAUCAGGCACUUUUACUCUGAUGUUGUUGCGGGGUACAUUGACUCUGCGUGGAACUGGACCACUCUUGUUGACAAGGUCAAUCAGAGCUCAUGGAGGGCACACACCGUGCUUACUGCAGCGAAUGGAAAGAAACGUUUGGAUGAUAUGCUUAACCCCACAACAAUUGCGAAGGGCAAUAAGGUGUUUCUUCUUGUGGAAAGCCCUGGUUUGUCCCCUGUCAACGAUAAUUCGUUUUUGGAUAGAUUGGACCUGACACUGGUUGUGGGCACUGUCACGAAUUCUACGGGCGGCGAGCCGAGUAAACGGAUUGAAUGGGGUGCGCCCAAAUUGCUUUUAAGCAUGAACAUUUCCGCUGCUUCUGACGAAAGUGAAUUGAGGAGUGUUUUUCCAUCUGGUGGCUCAGGUGUUCUGAUGGACAAUGGCACGCUCGUGUUUCCCGUGGUUACGUUUGGUGAUGAUGACGGUUUAUCCAUGAUCAUUUAUUCGACGGACGACGGCGCAAACUGGGUGUUUUCAAAU
Trypanosoma cruzi is the source of this 930-nucleotide messenger RNA. Its product is annotated as trans-sialidase, putative. The transcript has a single exon. The record is from RefSeq and is a predicted model, not a curated record. Gene Ontology annotation, molecular function: exo-alpha-sialidase activity. The annotation marks the transcript as partial. Lineage: Eukaryota; Euglenozoa; Kinetoplastea; Trypanosomatida; Trypanosomatidae.